CAAUCAACGCGCGGCUGUUCUCUGCACUGGGCAAGAUGGCGGUGUUUUGAGCGGCGUAAGAGAUGACGGGAGGGUCGCUGUAGGGAUUUCAUAUGGCGAGUAAGCGGCGGAAGGCGGCGGCGGCGGCGGCGGCAGCAAUACCAAUACCUGGAGCGGAGGAGACGCUUUCCCUCAAGAGCCCAGAGAGACGGAGCAGCAGGCGGAAAGCUGGCGUCGAUGCCCAAGAUGCGGGAAGUCCGGGCGGCCAAAGCAAAGUGGAAGGGGAGGUGUCUGCAGAGCCUCCCAUCUCCCCCGGGAUCCCCCGAGAAACAUGUUCGUAUAAGACUCCAAAGAGAACACCAAGGAGCAGAUCACGUGUACCUACAUUCAGUUCUCCUGCUAACGAAACUGAUGUACAGCAAGAGAUCUUCUGGGAUCCUUACUCACCAAUUGCACGUAAACAAGACAAAGGGCGAAAGAAACAGACAACUAAUGGGUGCACAGUUGAAAUUUCAGAAAUUGUUAAUCGAAUUGCUCCUCAGGAUGAGAGACCUGCUGGUCAUGAAGGCUCUCUUCUAGGAUUGUGGAUUGGCGAUGAUGCCAUUCCAUGUACUCCUGGAAUACCAAAAGUACGACAUAGAAUAAAAGUAAAUGGCAUAAGAGGUCUUCAGUUGAAAACUGGAGAAGAAGAGCUCAUGAAGUUGGCAAAGCAAUUUGAUAAAAACCUGACUGAUGCAAUCCAGGAUCAAGAUGUUUCAUGCCCUCGGAGUACCCACGUUGCAUUGCAGACAAAAAAGUCAGUUGAACAUCAACAGGAUGGACAGGUGGAAAAUCAGCAGCAGUUCCUUGGGGAACACCCUGAACCUGUUACUUCCUUGCCCGUUGGAAUGGUCAAGGAGAACAGCGCGGCAGCCAAGCCUUCUGAAAGUAUCAGUCAAAAGUCCAUAGAUCUCGAUGUGGAAGUCGCCCUUAAUGCCCUCUUUGACUGCUCUCCCCAGAAAUGUAGUGGUCACUUGAGCCAAGGCCUGUCAGAUUGUUCUCCAAGCAACAACUCUUGUGGAAGCCAAAAUGCUUUACUAGAGGAGCUUCAUCCUUUGGAGAAAAUCACAGAUGCUAAUGGAUGUGUGGCUGGAGAGAUGCAUCGAAGCCACAGCUCAGCACCUGUGCUAGAAUGCGUGGAACCCAUUCCAGCUAAAAAACUUGAAGCGGCUUCUGAACAGACAGUUCAAAAUGCGGCUUCUUGUAAGAAAGAAUCUGUUGGCUCGGAUAAGCUUGACAGACUUGUUGGUGAUGACUUCGAUGAUUGGGGUGCUGAUCUGUUGGCAGAUGACUCAUUUCUAAUGCAAAUUACACAGAACCCUGAUUUGAUUAGGACUCUGGAAAAUGUCUUGCCCUGCACUUCCAAUGAAAACAGUGCAACAAAAGAAAGAACUAUUGAUUCUGGCAAACCUAAUGAGGCCCAGUAUUUUGUUAAAGCCGGUAAUAAUAAUUCAGCAUCUCACACUUUACCGAAACAAAGCAGUAGCAUAGGAAAAACAAAGACUGUUUUUCUGCCUCCUGAUUGUCAUUCAGGAACUAGUGAGACACACUCUGUUUCAAGAAGCAGCCUGAACAAAAUGUCUGGCUGUAGUUUUUUUCCAGUGAAACCGGAAUACAGGAGUGGACAGGAAGCUUUUACACAGCUUAAAUGUUUCACCAGUAUUUCUCUUUCUGACAAAAACACUGCUGCUGUCUCGGUGCAUUCGAAUCCUCAGAAAGCACAGAGUGGAAAAUGUAGAAAUGAUAUGCACAAUGUUAAACAUCAGUCAUCGACCACUCCUGCCAAUACCAAGCCUUGUGACCUACAAAAAGCAACUAGCCAAGGUCACCGAAAACAGGCAGAAAUGCCAAAGAAACACAUUUCAUCCUAUGAUGAUUGGAAUGAGCCUCGGUUCUCGGAUGACGUCUUAGAGUUGUUUUGUGAAUCUGAUAGUCUUUGGGGUACAAACUGUGAUGAUGACGACAACUUGCUGUAUCGAGUCUGUGAUGACAUAGAGAGAAAAACCCUGAGCCAAGAAGUUGGGAAUAAGAACGAAAAAGCUGGAUCAGUGACAGGAAGCCAUGGCAAUUUGGAGGUGGAGCCUUAUCUCACAGUACCCAAGCCAGGGCUUUUGAAUUUCCCACAGGUCCAAAAGAGUCAUACGCUCAGGAAAACCUUUUCAUUAGAUUUUCCUCUUGCAACCACAACACUGCUAAAGAAUGAGAAGGCUACAAAUAGUUCUGCACAGCGCAGUUGUGCACCAUUUACAAAUGGAGGCAUCAACAGUAUUCCAGGGAAAUGCCAUAGGUCUAAUUCAGUGCCUGAAAGAGGCUUUGCUUCUGGAUCUGGCUUAGCCACUAUUCCAAAUGCAUGUCUAAAUAUGAAUGAUAGCGUACAGCAGCAGAGUGGCCCAUGGAAUGCUGGUAAGGUGCAGAAUAGCAGUAUUAAGCAAGUAGCAGCUGAAAAGCCAAAAUAUGCAUUCCGAAAGACUAAUAAUUCCCAAACCCUUGUUUUGGAGCAUAAAAGUGUAAAUACAGGAAGUUUUUCUGGAACUCAUCUGGGUUUGGGGGAAAGCAAGAAUCCACCAAAUGUCCCGCUGCACACAACUGUACAAACGAACCCAAAGUCAGCCUUUAAGAGGCACCUCUCUGAUGUCUUUACACAAGCAGAAACAGAUCAGAGAAGUAGAAAGUGCUCUCAAGAAGAAAUUGCUAGGAAAAAGCAAGAAGCUCUUGAACGGAGAAAAUAUAAAAUGCAAGCGUUGCUUAAAAAUACAGCACCUACCUGAGAGUAGCUGGAAGAUUUGGAUGCUUUGUUGACAAUUGACCAGUAAAAUCAUCAAAUGACACUACA
Messenger RNA from Hemicordylus capensis (graceful crag lizard), 2851 nucleotides. RefSeq names its product ETAA1 activator of ATR kinase (gene ETAA1). The transcript has 6 exons. NCBI's taxonomy places the organism in Eukaryota, Metazoa, Chordata, Lepidosauria, Squamata, Cordylidae. Bases 93 to 2786 code for a protein of 897 amino acids. The record is from RefSeq and is a predicted model, not a curated record.